AUGUUAGUCUUUGAAGUAGCUCUUCUAAUCAGAUUUUGGAGUCCAAUUAUUUUAUUUGCAAUUGGAGCUCCAGCAGCGCUGCUCAAUGCAAUAAUAUUCGUUGGUGUAAAAACAUUUCGUCGAUCUCCAUCGGCUUAUUAUGUUGUGGGACAAUCAUUAGCCGAUGUCAAUGUCUUGCUGAUUUUACUUUUUCAGAUAAUUCCAUCCGUGUCAGUAUCAGUUUCAUCGAUUGCUUGUAAGUUAAUGGUCUUUUUCAUUCAAAUGACAGUGUCUGCUGCAAUGAGUUUUCUUUGUUUGUCUGCAUUUGAUCGUUGGGCAUGUACGUCUCAAUCGGCUCGAAUACGCCAAUUAAGUUCAAUUCGUGUAGCUCGUCGUAUCUUUCCUAUUCCGUUUAUUCUUUGGUCACUUGUGAAUAUUCCCUUUCUUAUGUAUUGUGAUCUUGUACCACCAAUAUUCUUUUGUUGGUUCACCAACGAUCUCUUUAUCAAAAUAGGAGUGCUUUUCUUAUCUCCCGUCCUUACUGUUCUUCUUCCUCUAAUUGUUCUAAUACUGUUUGGACUAUUGACAUAUCGUAAUAUUCGUCUUGUGAGUCAUAUUCGUCAACAACCAAAUCAAACUCGUAUGUCAGCAUGGGAACAACAAAUGACAAGAAUGAUGUUAACCCAAACUCUACUAAGUAUCUUUUUCACACUUCCUCGAGCCAUUUUCAACGUUUAUACGAUUGCUACAAUUGAAGAGCGUGUAACAAGAAGUUUUGAUCAAGAGUCAAUUGUACUUCUCGUUGAUCAGUUAACUAUCUCUAUCACUUCUAUGAAUUUCGCUUCAUCUUUUUACAUAUUUCUUAUUUCAUCACCACGUUUCCGACAAACGGUUCUAAUGUAUCUGAAACAUCCGUGUAAUUUAGGACAUAAUCAAAUAGCCCCAACGAACCUAGCAAUUACAGCAACAACACAUAUUGGACCACAGAUUACAAGGGGCACUCUUCGUCCGAUUGUUGAAACUGAACCUUUUUGA
This is a messenger RNA of Rotaria sp. Silwood2, 1014 nucleotides long. The record is from the annotation of a GenBank genome assembly. NCBI's taxonomy places the organism in Eukaryota, Metazoa, Rotifera, Eurotatoria, Philodinida, Philodinidae.